AUGUCAAAUCUGACAAAGCUAGAAUUCGUGGCUCUGGAUAUUUCUGGCAAAAAUUAUUUAUCGUGGAUUCUAAAUGCUCAGAUCUAUUUGGAUGCCAUGGGCCUUGGAGACACAAUUAAAGAAAACAAUGAUGCAUCAUUGCAAGAUAAAGCAAAGGCCAUGAUUUUCUUCCAGCGCCAUAUUAUCAUCCUCCCAAAGGUCAGGGCUGAUUGGCUGCAACUGAGGUUGCAAGAUUUUAAAACUGUGGCUGAAUAUAACUCUACUUCAUUCAAAAUCAGCUCUACGUUGAAAUUAUGUGGUGAUACUGUUACUGAUGAACUUUUGCUAGAAAAAACAUUUACCACAUUUCAUGCCUCGAAUGUACUCUUGCAACAACAAUAUCGAGAGCGUAGAUUUAAAAAAUAUUCAGAGCUGAUAUCAUGUUUGCUUGUGGCAGAGCAAAACAAUGAGCUUUUGUUGAGAAACCACCAGUCCCGUCCAACUGGAUCGACACCGAUUCCUGAAACAUAUGUUGCCUUAUCCCGUGGACGCGGACGCGGACGCGGACGUGGACGUGGUCGUGGUGGUAGAAAUGAAUAUGGUCGUAGCAAAAAUAACUACCACAAUAAUGAAUAUGGUCGUGGUAGAAAUCAUUCUUAUUAUCGUGAAGGAUAUCAAUCCUCACAUUUUCGCAAUCAGAGAUCCACACCAUAUCCUCAAAGGAAAGAUCAUCAUGAAAUGAAAUAA
Messenger RNA from Cornus florida, 726 nucleotides. RefSeq lists its product as uncharacterized. Lineage: Eukaryota; Viridiplantae; Streptophyta; Magnoliopsida; Cornales; Cornaceae. The transcript has 2 exons. Bases 1 to 726 code for a protein of 241 amino acids. The record is from RefSeq and is a predicted model, not a curated record.